AUGGAGAGGCACCGGAAGCGAGAGCUUCGCGAGCUCAACCUCAAAGCAUGGGACGGCGAGCAGGAUGUCUUCGCCGUGCAAGGCUCCCUCGACUCGUCCAUGAAGAAGAACACGGCCUUCAUCAAGCGCCUCCGAACCGCCGUAAACGCCGCCUCCCAAGCCCAGUUCAUCCAGGAAAUUCGCAGCCUGUCACUCCACAAAUACCUCUCUGAGAUCAUCUCGGCCUGCUAUGAGGGUCUGUGCAAGCUCAAGACUCCCGGCGAGAUCGGCGCCGGCGUCGAGAUAGUCAGCGCUCUUCACCAGCGUUUCGGCCCGACCGAGUUCACGGGAUAUAUUGGCUGGUAUAUUGGACGAGGCCUGGCCACGCCUGACAAGUCUCACCUAAAGACAUUGUCGCCUGAGGUGCGCGACCGAGAAGAGAAGGAACGUCUCGCCCGGCAGCGCGUGCUCUUGCGUGUAGCCACCGAGCUAUGGCUUGUUGGAGUGCUGCGCAGCCUCGACGACGUUGCCAGACCUGAAGAGGCAGGCAAGGGCAAGGACACUGGGAAGCUUGUAGAAGGGCCUGCCAAGACCCGCGCUCGCGCUGAGAAUGCCGAUGCGGAGCCUUUUCCCCUAGAAGUGUUGAAGGACAUGCUCGGACACGACCGUGAGCAUGUCAAUCUACCUCUGGUUGUUAUUUUCGUCAAAGCUUUCGCUUGGGACAUUCUGGGAUCGAAGCCAGCCUCUGCCGAGGGCCGAAAGACCGUCCACGAGGAUGGAACCACGACCACUGCAAAAAACGAAGAGAACUCGGCUUCGGAAAGCGAUGAGCAGGUCAGCAAGGACCCCCCGAUCAUCUCAUCUGAGCUGCAGCAGCGCUUCAAGAAUGUCUUGCUGCGUUACUUCGAAGAUGUCAAGGCCCACCUUUUGCGCGACCAGAAGCACAUCCUCAGCCAGGGUCGCAAGAAUGCCGAAGCCUACGUCAAGUCUGGUGAGGUGUUCGAAGAUCGCCAGUCCAACUACGAGAAACAGAUGAAAGCUCAAGAGCGUCUCAUUGGCAACGGACAGGUCUUGGCAGAUGCGCUGGGCGUGGAGAUGCCUGAUCUCAAAGAAAAGGAUACUGCUGCCAACACGGGCGACGGCGCCAUUGGGCUAGUCAAGACGGGCGAAUACUUGCGUGGCCUAAGCGACGGUCCAGGCAUCUGGGAAGAUGAGGACGAACGCCGCUUCUACGAGAACUUGAUCGAUUUGAAGGAUCGCGUUCCUAUCGUCUUGCUUGAAGACGCAAAGAAGAAGAAACCAGAUGGCGAUGACUCAACGAACGAAAAGGAGAAGGAUGUAGCGGAGCCCUCUGCCGAAGUAAAGUCUGCCGAAGCCGACGACCAGUCCACCACUAUUGCCAACAAAUCCGUGGGUGCGCAAGUCGACGCGAUUCUCGCCCGACUUCCCGAGCUCAACACCAAGGAUGCAGUUGAUCAGGCUGCCAUGGACUUUGGCUUUCUCAACUCCAAGGCUUCUCGCAACCGCUUGAUCAAGGCCGUCCAGGAGAUUCCCAAAGGUCGCUCAGACUUGCUGCCAAUCUACUCCAGACUGAUUGCAACGCUGAGUAAAUACAUGCCAGACGUCUCCCAGGGUCUAGUAUCGUACCUCGAUGACGAAUUCCGCAGUCUCCAGCGGCGCAAGUCGAAGGAUUUCCUCGGCCAGGUCCGAACACAGAACGUGCGAUAUCUUGCAGAGCUGACCAAAUUUGGCGUUGUGCCUGAGCAUGUCAUCUUCCAUUGCCUCAAGGUCAGCUUAGACGACUUCUCCAGAAUGAACAUCGAGAUCAUCUGCAACCUGUUGGAGAACUGCGGUCGAUACCUGCUUCGUAACCCGGAAACUUCGCCUCGCAUGGCUUCUUUCUUGGAGACGCUACAGCGGAAGAAGAGUGCCCAGGUGCUCGGACAGCAGGAGCGUAUGCUUAUCGAAAACGCUGUCUACUACGUUAAUCCUCCCGAGCGCGCCGCUAUCGAGCAGAAAGAGCGAACGCCGAUCGAGCUGUUCUUGCGCAAGAUCAUGUACCAGGAUCUCACUCGCCGGACACUCGACAAGACUGUUAAGCAGAUCCGCAAGAUGCAUUGGGAGGAGGAUGACAUUGUGAACCUUCUCCACAAGGUCUUCGCCAAGCCUGGCAAGAUCAAGUACAGCAAUAUUCACUUGCUGGCCGUCAUUCUUGGCACGAUCCAUCGGUAUCACCAAGACUUCGGCAUCUCAGUCAUCGACGACCUUCUUGAGUCGAUCACGUUCGGCUUGGAGCUCAAUGACUUCAAGUUUAAUCAACGUCGGAUUGCCGAAGUCAAGUACCUAGGCGAGUUGUACAUCUACCGUCUCGUGGACUCUCCUCUCGUCUUCGACACUUUGUACAAGCUGCUCAAUUAUGGCUGGGAGGGCGGCUAUGCCCGUCCAGGUCUUUAUAAUCCAUUGGACCAAUCAGACGACUACUUCCGCAUUCGACUGGUCUGCAAUCUGCUCGAGAGCUGCGGCAUGUACUACGACAAGGGUGCGGCGAAGAAGAAGCUUGACUUUUUCUUGACUUACUUCCAAUACUACGUCUGCACCAAGGACGCUCUGCCGAUGGAUGUCGAAUUCAUUGUGCAGGAUGCGUACAACCUCACUCGACCACAAUGGAAGCUGAUCACCAAUCUGGAGGAGGCAUCCCAAGCAUUUGGUGAGGCUGUCAAGCAAAACUACCAGACUGCUGCGGCCGAUAAGCCAGUCGAGCCGGAGGACGAGGAUGCGUCUGCAUCGGAUGACGAGCUUGACGGUCCUGAGGACGAAGAUGUGGUGAUGCCAGACGGUGAGGGAGACGACUCGUCCAGCGACUCCGAAGAGGAAUCUGAUGAUGAUGAACCAAAGCAGGCUCUGUCUGACGACGAAGAGGAGCAAAUCAUCGUCACACGUCCUGAGGAUGAGCGCGACCCCGAGGCUGACGCUGAGUUCGACCGUGAGCUUGCCAAGCUCAUGUCUGAGAGUGCAGAGUCGCGAAAGUUCGAGCGCAAGCCUGUCUUCGACGUGCCACUCCCAAUGCGCCGUGCUAGGGAAGCCACCGUCAAUGCCGAAGAUAGCGGCAACGAAGCACCUGUGGCCCCUGUCAUGCCAUCUAACACAGUCAAGUUCUCGCUGCUCAGCAAGCGCGGAAACAAGACGCAGACGCGUUCCAUCGAUUUACCAUCAGAUUCGACAUUCGCUGUCGCCAUGCGCAACAAGCAGCAAGCCGACAAGGAAGAACAGCAGCGCAUCAAGAGCCUCGUCUUGAACUACAACGAAGCUCGCGAUGACGGCGAAGAGCCUGGUAAUUCACCAUUUCAUUACACCCUUCAACCUAACGCAAAUCGAAAGCAUACUGAGACAUCAAAAGGUCUGGACAAAACUCCAAAUCCCUACGCGCAACCGCGCCUCGAUAAGGCUGGGCAUAACCGCAGCAACCAGCGUGCUCGCAAGCUACAACUCUCAGACGUCAACUGGUAUGCCGACUCUCGUUCCUCUCCUUUGCCGAGUCGAUCUGGAUCUGCGGUGCUACUAUCACGACGGGCCAACGCCGCUUCAAAACCGGCGGCAGUGUCGAAGUGA
Molecule: messenger RNA, 3588 nt
Organism: Parastagonospora nodorum SN15
Lineage: Eukaryota; Fungi; Ascomycota; Dothideomycetes; Pleosporales; Phaeosphaeriaceae
Exons: 5
Coding region: 1-3588 (1195 amino acids)
Biological process (GO): nuclear-transcribed mRNA catabolic process, nonsense-mediated decay
Cellular component (GO): cytoplasm; exon-exon junction complex
Molecular function (GO): RNA binding; protein binding
Source: RefSeq, a predicted model, not a curated record